AUGCUGCUAAGAAUGCAUAUAUUUUUCGCUCUAAGCAUCCUUGGUAAGUAGGCUACUUGCAUUCAGCCAACUUUGAUAGGAUAAAAAUUAAAAAGCGAAUGUACAUAUGUUUGAAGCAUGCUAUGUAUUUGUUUAUUAGUGUUAAUGUUUUUAUUAUUCAGCUUAAAUGUAGGCUACUAGUUGGUUUAUUGCAUUUUAUUAUAGGGAUGGUUUGCGAUGCCGCAAGACGAGUGCGCUCAUUGCCACGCACUGUAUCGAGGAAAGGUCCCGCGGACGCCAGCGAGUUUGACAGAAACAUAGAAGAAUUGAUAGAGGGAAUACACGAUUUAUCCAACGAAAAUCACGACGUUGGUGCCAAUGCCAGGAAUGGUAUCAGCCCAGACGAACUUUUAGAGGACCCAAAUGUCAGGACAGGUGUUUUUUCUGGCACAAUGUUAGAGGGCAUUGACUUGAGCGCUUAUUAUGGUGUCCUGGGCAGCGUAUUUGCCAUGUAUAGACCACUAAUAGACGAUGGAUUCAUUGACAACCUCCCCAAAACGUUUGUGUGUAUUUUGUCCGGGAGAACUGACUGUGGCUUGGAGGCAGAAUUGACAAAGACUGUAUCACUUGAGCUUGGCAAACCACUGCUGUCACUUCUAUCAUCUGUCAAAUCUCAGACAUGCACAAGAAGCAGUACAAGUUCAGGACCAUCACUUUUUCAAAGAUCCUACCUCAGAGUAGAAGAUUACACAGCAGAACAAUUCAGUGCUUUUCAGGAGAUAAUGACUGCUUUGUCACAUCUUCCCUUAUCUGAUAACUUUAUGUCUGCUUGGACUGGUCUAAUAGACAUUACAUUUCCUACAAUAGUGACAUAUGGUUCAGAAUUCAUAAUGACAUUUCUCCAAACCCCUAUGGAUUAUGUAAAAAUAGCAUUGCAAUUUGGAAUUGCAAUUCCCACUCUGGACCAAAAUGAACAAUGUCAGCAAGGUUUGUCAGUUUUCUAUUGCCUAAUUUGUCUUCAAUUUGCACUGUCAUUUUGUUAAGUUAUGAUUGUGAUGUAUACCGUUUUUAGGCACCGUUUUUAUUGUACAUUUGUGUUAUUUUAUGUCAUACGUAUUUAAUGCUCUGCCUUUUUUAUAUAGGGGAUCUAAAACAGCUCCUUAUGUGGUAAGCUGACAGUGAUGUGUGGAACCUUUCCUCUCUGAAACCUUUCAUGUGAUACCUUGAGAUAAAGUCAUGGGAAUGUUAUGGUGGAUUCAAUUUAAUAUUUUAUCCGCUGACAGAGGAAUAAGAUCUCCCAAUAUCCUUUCUAUCUGACUAUGUUUUAUUCAGGGGUAUACGUCACAAUGUGAGCUGGUCCUUUGGUGACUCCAUCCUGGACAUGUUGCUGGCUCCAGAAUCAACGCUGUGCAGCUACCCAGGCCCAGACUGCCAGAGCCCCCCCACAGUCUCCUUCAGCCGUACCCUCGACGCGAUAGAGGACAACCCCACUGCCCUGCUUAGGUGUGACCACGACAACCUAGCCCGUCUCAACGACACCCUGUGCGCUGACAUCAUCACAGUGGGCCAACAGAGCUCUUCAACUCUAUACACUUUCUGCAGCGCUCUGAGCAUCCUCAACCCCACUGAGGUGGAACAGGUGUGGAGUAACACCUGUCAUGUUAUCCAGGCUCUACUGUUGCCCCUCCUGGAAGACAGGUCUGACUGCAGUGGGGACAUCCCGGACCCGCCACUCCCAGGCCCACGGGUCUCUAGAUCCCUCAGCCUCAACCAUCUGCUGUGCAACUACGGCGACUGGACCGAUGCUAGUUAUGUGGACGCAGGCUUGGUGACUCUGUGUAGUGAAAAUGACAGGCAAGAUUCAUCCUAG
Coregonus sp. 'balchen' is the source of this 1849-nucleotide messenger RNA. Lineage: Eukaryota; Metazoa; Chordata; Actinopteri; Salmoniformes; Salmonidae. The record is from the annotation of a GenBank genome assembly.